Protopterus annectens (West African lungfish) is the source of this 2792-nucleotide messenger RNA. RefSeq names its product cysteinyl-tRNA synthetase 1 (gene CARS1). The record is from RefSeq and is a predicted model, not a curated record. Gene Ontology annotation, molecular function: cysteine-tRNA ligase activity; ATP binding. Gene Ontology annotation, biological process: cysteinyl-tRNA aminoacylation. Lineage: Eukaryota; Metazoa; Chordata; Ceratodontiformes; Protopteridae. Gene Ontology annotation, cellular component: cytoplasm. The coding region runs from base 107 to 2584 and encodes 825 amino acids. The transcript is spliced from 23 exons.
AGCCUUUUUCUUGUCCGAAUCGGGGACCGGUUGUGUACAAGGCUUGUAGACGCUCUAUGAAAUAGUUCCGGAUUGCUGGUUGCAUCAGAAUUCUGUACUGUGAAAGAUGAGUGAUAAAGAUGGGCAAGCUUUUGACUAUGAAAGGCUCCUGAAUAUUAAAGGAGCGGAGGCCAGGCUGAAAGCUCUGAAUGAAUUCUUCAGCACUCGUAGUUAUGUCGUUGGGUUCACCUUUUCACAGGCAGAUGUGGAUGCAUUCAGGCAGUUUUUGGGGCCACCUCCUGUCAAAUACUGCCACUUGAACCGGUGGUAUAAACAUAUAGAAGCAGUAUAUGGAGGCAGCAGUGAAUGUGUGAACUAUCAGACAGUCCACACAAGUAAAGGGAAGAGAGUUCAGCCUCCGUGGAUGCCGCCAGAAGGAACUGCGCAGCCAAAACUCUGUCUGUACAACAGUCUCACUCGUAGUAAGGAAGUCUUUACCCCACUGGAUGGCAAGAAGGUGCUUUGGUACUGCUGUGGACCUACUGUCUAUGAUGCCUCUCACAUGGGACAUGCAAGGUCCUAUAUUUCUUUCGACAUCCUGAGAAGAAUACUGAAGGACUACUUUAAAUACGAUUUGUUCUACUGCAUGAAUAUAACCGACAUAGACGAUAAGAUCAUUAAGAGGGCCAGACAAAACUAUUUGUUCGAGCAGUAUCAGAAGAAGAAACCUGAUCCAUCCAAGCUGCUGGAAGAUGUUAAGACUGCAUUGAAGCCUUUUACAGCAAAACUUGCUGGGACUACUGACCCUGAUAAAAAGCAGAUGUUGGAGAGGAUUCUGGAUACUGUCACAUCUGCACUUGGACCUCUGGAGAAAGCGGUUCAGAAUGGGAUUUCUGGAGAAGAGACUGGCAGAAUUGCUGAGAAGUUGUUAGAAGAAUCAAAGGACCUUCUUUCCGAUUGGUUGGAUGCAGAACUGGGUAGUCGGGUGACUGAGAAUUCCAUUUUUUCUACAUUACCAAAAUACUGGGAAGAAGAAUUCCACAAAGACAUGGAAGCAUUGAGUGUUCUGCCUCCUGAUGUUUUAACUCGGGUCAGUGAGUACGUUCCAGAAAUUGUAACCUUUGUUAAGAAGGUUGUGGAUAAUGGCUAUGGAUAUGUAUCCAAUGGGUCAGUCUACUUUGAUACAGUCAAGUUUGAUGCAAGUCCAAACCAUUCGUAUGCCAAACUAGUUCCUGAGGCUGUUGGAGACCAAGCUGCUCUGCAAGAAGGAGAAGGUGAUCUCAGUAUCUCAGCUGAUCGAUUAAGUGAGAAACGGUCUCCCAAUGACUUUGCAUUGUGGAAGGCAUCAAAACCCGGAGAGCCAUCGUGGGAUUCUCCAUGGGGAAAGGGUCGUCCAGGGUGGCAUAUUGAAUGUUCUGCAAUGGCAGGAUCUAUUUUGGGUGAGUCCAUGGACAUUCAUGGGGGAGGAUAUGAUCUUCGAUUCCCUCACCAUGACAAUGAACUGGCCCAGUCAGAGGCAUUCUUUGAGAAUGAUCACUGGGUUCGGUAUUUCCUUCAUACUGGUCACUUGACUAUUGCUGGCUGCAAAAUGUCCAAGUCUUUGAAAAACUUUAUAACUAUUAAAGAAGCACUAAGAAGUCACACAGCUCGUCAGUUGCGAUUGGCUUUUCUCAUGCACUCUUGGAAAGACACACUGGAUUAUUCCACCAAUACCAUGGAAUCGGCUAUUCAGUAUGAACGGUUCAUGAAUGAAUUUUUCCUAAAUGUAAAAGAUGUCCUGCGAGCCCCUACAGAUGUGACAGGACAGUAUCAAAAAUGGGAACAAGAAGAAUUAGAACUCCACAGAAGUUUUUGUGAAAGAAAAUCAGCAGUGCAUGAAGCUUUGUGUGACAAUAUUGACACCCGUACUGCCAUGGAAGAAAUGCGAUCCCUUGUUAGCCAAUGUAAUUCUUACAUUGCAGCAAAGAAAUCUACCAAGGUAUUUCCAAACAGAAUGCUGUUGGACUCUGUUGCAGUCUACCUCACAGAAAUGUUUAAGAUCUUUGGUGCCAUAGACUCUGAAGAACCAAUUGGUUUUCCUAUUGGUGGAACUGGCCAAAGCGUGAAUCUGGAAGCCACAGUAAUGCCAUUCCUUUCAGCAUUAUCACAGUUCAGGGAAAGCAUACGUCAGAUUGCAAGAGAGCAGAAAGUAACUGACAUUUUGCAAUUAUGUGACUCCCUUCGGGAUGAUAUUUUGCCAGAACUGGGUGUUCGACUUGAAGACCAUGAAGGACUUCCAACAGUAGUUAAACUAGUAGACAAGGAGACGCUGCUAAAAGAAAAAGAAGAAAAGAAAAAGGCUGAAGAAGAGAAGAAAAGAAAGAAGGAAGAAGCUUCUAGGAAAAAACAGGAACAAGAAGCUGCAAAAUUAGCCAAAAUGAAGGUGCCACCAUCAGAAAUGUUCAAAUGUGAAAUGGACAAAUUCUCACAGUUUGAUGAACACGGUUUUCCUACUCAUGAUGCGGAAGGCAAGGAACUAAGUAAAGGGCAGACAAAGAAGUUGAGGAAGCUGUUUGAAGCUCAAGAAAAGCUACAUGAGGAGUAUCUGCAGAUGGUGCAAAAUUAAAUCACAGCUCCAGCUUUUGAGAGCUUACCAAGGAAUAGGAAAUUGAAGGUGUAUAUUUGCCACAUCAGGAAAUGCAGGGAGUGUGGAGGGAAUAUGAAGAACCAUUCAAAGGAAAAUAGUCAUACUGUUUACAGUUAUUUUAUGUGCACAAAUGCAUAACAAUUUCUGAAUACAUUCUGGAAUAAAGUAAAGUCUAUUUUAAACUGUU